AAGGCAGUGUCUCCAGUCCAGGCAGCUGCUAUCAAGCAUGCCACUAGUCAGUCGAGUAUCUCAAGCUCACUUGGUGCGGACUCGGGUGUUAAUCUAAGUCCAACUCAUAAAGAUGAAAAGAAACCGGCUCAGACAGCGAGUUCAGCUCCGGUAGCCAAGAUUGUCAGCGGAGGUAUUCAGAUGCAGUCCGACGUGCUGUCUCCUGAUCAGCUGGAGGCUCUGCAGCGCAAAUUAGCUGAGCAGUUGGCAGCAUGCGGAAUCGACGCCUCCGUUCUCUCGGGCGUUACCGCUGGUGACAUGCCAGUUCGCCGUCCUCGAAAAACGGACGGAGCAAGACGGGGAGGACCAAUGAAGGCCGAAAAGAAUUCCAUACACCCUCAGCUAUCCAUUCUUUAG
Strongylus vulgaris is the source of this 396-nucleotide messenger RNA. NCBI's taxonomy places the organism in Eukaryota, Metazoa, Nematoda, Chromadorea, Rhabditida, Strongylidae. The record is from the annotation of a GenBank genome assembly.